AUGUUCGUAAAACAUGGAUUUUCUAGUCAAGUCACAUCUAACAUUUCAACAGACAACAAGGUAUCAAAUUUGGAAGUCUUGAGGUCUGAUCCGAAAACUCAGUUUAUCCCCGUAAUCUUGCUGUCCGCGGGUGAGAGUAUUGGUGUAGAAGUAUUAGAAGAGGCAGAUGAUUAUUUAGUAAAGCCAUUUUGUGCUAUGGAGUUGAUCAUUCGUGUCAGGGCCAAUAUUAAACUCUCGCGUGUUCGUCGGAAAUAUUUAUUACAACAAAAAUGGCAAUCCGAGACCAGAGAAAUACUGUCCUCCAUAAGUUACAAAAUUCGCUCCGGGUUUGAUACAGAAGAAGUACUCGCCUCCGCUGUUAAGCAAAUUCAUAGAAUAUUGCCUAGCGAUAGAGUAUUCAUUAUCAAUACCAAUUCUGAUAAUCACGAGGAUUAUCAUAUAAUGGCUUUAUCAUCUACCGACCCAAACGAGCAUAACCUUAUGGGAAAACGAAUAGAUAGUGUGAUCGGAGAAAAGGAUGUGGAUCCCUCAAACGCACAUAUGGAAUCAAUUGCGGAGGUAUACCAGAGGCUUCAAUUUUCCAACGAAUCUAUUAUGGUAGACACAAAAGUCUACUCUAGACUGGUUGAAAGUUACGUUUCUACGAUUUUUACACCGAUUAGAACGAACUCUUCUUCAAUCUGGGGAUGGCUAUUUGCUUACAGGUCGCCGAAUAGCACUUGGUCAGAUUCUGAGAAAGAAUUCAUUGAACAAAGCUCGGUUCAAAUUGGUUUGGCGAUUACACACUCAAUGCUUGUGGAAGAAAAGCUGAAAAAAGAAGCUCAAAUGGAAGCCGCGAAAGCAGCUAAUGAAGCCAAGGUUCAAAUAUUAAAUAAGACCUCACAUGAACUCCGGACACCGUUGGGAGCGAUUAUAGGAGUAUUAUCGGCAUUUGAGGACACUCCACUAACCGACGAUCAAAAAGAGAUGGUUCACAUAAUGAUGCGUGCGUCCGACAUUGUCCUUUCGGUGGUUAACGACAUUCUUGACGCUGCGAAACUUGAGGCGCAAAAAAUGAUACUUGCAAAUAAAACAUUUGAUCUGCCUCGCUUGGUCGACGAGACCCUUAACAUACUCGGGGAAAAGGCCGGAAAUAAGAAAAUUGAAUUGAUUGUAUGCUGCGAUCACACAUUACCUAGAUACGUAAAGUCAGACCCCGAUAG
Molecule: messenger RNA, 1202 nt
Organism: Acaulospora colombiana
Lineage: Eukaryota; Fungi; Glomeromycota; Glomeromycetes; Diversisporales; Acaulosporaceae
Source: the annotation of a GenBank genome assembly